UAUGAGUGUGCCACCACAAGGUCAGAACAACGACGUGCCUCCCGGCUCUGCUGCUGAUGACAAACAUAACGUGCUCUUAUUCAAGCCAACGACAUACAGAUCCGUAACAUUGCACAAUCGAAUCGGUGUCUCGCCUAUGUGCAUGUAUAGCUGUGAAGAUGGAUUCCUCAACGACUUUCACCUAGUUCACUUGGGCUCUUUUGCACUGCGAGGCGCAGGACUCGUGAUCAUUGAAGCGACAGCCGUGGAGCCUCAAGGUCGUAUUUCACCGGAUGAUUCCGGCAUCUGGAGCGAUGACCAUAUCGCGCCUGUCAAACGUAUCGCUGACUUUAUCAAGUCGCAAGGGAGUACACCGGCCAUGCAGAUCGCUCAUGCAGGUCGUAAAGCAGACAUGGGCUCGCCGUGGAAGGGUUAUCGCAUCGUUCCAAAAGAAGAAAACGGGUGGCCAGAUGAUGUUCGAGGACCUUCUGAAGGUGUUAGAUUCAACGAGGAACACCCUCGCCCGAAAGGCUUUACGGUUGAGCAAAUAGCUGAGAUUACACAGAAGUUCGCGGAUGCAGCUAUCAGAGCCGAUAAAGCAGGCAUUGAAAUUCUGGAGAUCCACAGCGCGCAUGGAUAUUUGCUACACAACUUUUUGUCAGGUCAUUCGAACAGGAGGACGGACGAGUAUGGUGGCUCCCUUGAAAACCGUAUGAGGUUCCCUCUCGAAGUUGCCAAAGCCGUGCGUGCUGUCUGGCCUGACCACAAGCCCUUGUUCGUACGUGUUUCAGCCACUGAUUACGGAAACCCCGAUCCACUAGGACAUGAUCCCGAAGGCUGGGACGUAUGGCAGACGUCAAUGUACGCUAAAAAACUCAAGGAAAUUGGGGUGGAUUUGGUCGACUGUUCCAGCGGCGGAAAUUUACCCAACAUAGACUAUCACGCAGGACCGCUCUAUCAAGUCAAGUUUGCUGAGACUAUCAAAAAAGAAGCACGGAUCAAUACAGCAUCAGUCGGUAUCAUCACAGAGCCUACCGAUGCAGAGCAAGUCUUGCAAUACAACCAAGCGGAUUUGGUUUUCAUUGGCCGAGAAUUCUUGCGUGAUAGUUCGUGGGUUUUGAUGGCUGCACAAGCUCUUGGCGUAAAAGUCAAAUGGCCUAACCAAUAUGAUCGUGCAGAGCGUACGUUGCGUGGUGUAAACCAGAAAUCAGCAUGCAAAGACAGCACAGACUCCAGCAUUCCAUAAAAAUAG
Zychaea mexicana is the source of this 1231-nucleotide messenger RNA. RefSeq lists its product as uncharacterized. Gene Ontology annotation, cellular component: intracellular anatomical structure. The record is from RefSeq and is a predicted model, not a curated record. Gene Ontology annotation, molecular function: NADP binding; FMN binding; NADPH dehydrogenase activity. The transcript is spliced from 4 exons. NCBI's taxonomy places the organism in Eukaryota, Fungi, Mucoromycota, Mucoromycetes, Mucorales, Lichtheimiaceae. The annotation marks the transcript as partial.